This is a messenger RNA of Diabrotica virgifera virgifera (western corn rootworm), 1850 nucleotides long. RefSeq names its product copper chaperone for superoxide dismutase (gene Ccs). Lineage: Eukaryota; Metazoa; Arthropoda; Insecta; Coleoptera; Chrysomelidae. The transcript has 2 exons. Bases 136 to 828 code for a protein of 230 amino acids. The record is from RefSeq and is a predicted model, not a curated record. Gene Ontology annotation, biological process: removal of superoxide radicals. Gene Ontology annotation, molecular function: copper ion binding.
AUUAAUUGAGAAUUGAGGUUAUGUGAAGUGUCAAAAUUUAAUUUUUGAAAAAAAUAAUAGGUAAACUUGAAAUUUGUAUUAUAAGGUCAAAGAUAAGUGUGGAAUGUUUCUAUUAGCAUAGUGAAACUCACCAAAAUGGCUUCAACCACGGUAGAAUUCGCUGUUCAAAUGACAUGCGAGUCUUGUGUUAACGCAGUAAAGAAAAGCUUAGCAAACAUUGAUGGGGUUCAGAAUGUACAAGUUUAUUUGGAUGAGCAGCGGGUAGUAGUUCAAAGCAAUUUACCAACGCUUCAAGUGCUGAAAGUUUUAGAAUCAACCGGGAAAAAAGUAGCGGUUAAGGGCUAUGCUGGGGGACAAGCUGCAGUGUCAAUUUUGGAAGCUGGUAAAGUAGGCUUGCAGGGAGUAGUCAGGCUGAUACAGCCAACACCAGACGUUUGUAUAGUCGAUGGAACUAUUGAUGGGUUGGAAAAGGGUUCAUACAGAGCGUUUAUACAUGAGUGUGGAGAUAUAUCUCAAGGAUGUGAAAAUGUAGGUAAUGUCUUCAACCCUUCAGCAACCCACAAUGGUCGAUUAUAUGGUGACAUUGGUACUAUCAACAGUGAUGACAGUAGUAGGGCAGUGUUUAGAUUUGAGGACAAAGUUAUCAAAGUGUCUGAUUUAAUUGGCAGAGCCUUCGUUGUGGCCAAAGGUUCUGACGGUGAAGAGGCUAAAAGGGUAGCUUGUGGUGUUAUUGCAAGGUCAGCUGGGUUAUUUCAAAAUCCAAAAACUAUUUGUGCCUGUGAUGGAACAACAAUAUGGGAUGAGGCUGGAAAAAAGUCUGCUCUAUGAAUGGAGUUACUUAAUAAAUGGAAAGUAAAGAGUUAAAGGGUCCAAAGGAUAUAUCAUGUCUACAAUAUAAAGGUUUUUUUUGGUUAAUUAGCUUCUAAACAAUCUGUUAAUAAAAAAUGGUGCAUACUAGACUCAGUUCGCUGGUCCUGGCGCCAACUGACUAGUAAAAUUAGUAAUUAUUUCUUGCUACAUUUGUUAAAUUUUAACUGACAUUACUGAAUUACUAUAAGUAUGACCAAGCAUACAUAUUCAUAGCCAUAUUUAAACAGAAAAUCUUUACAUUCAUUUUAUUAAGAGUUAGUUUACUAACAGUCAGUUUAUUUUAAAUAAAAUAAGUCUGCUACAGUAAGUUCAUGUCAGCUAUUAAUAGUGAGAGAUAGGAAUUUUUGUGUUGUAUGUUUCUAACCAUGAAUCUGUCAAAAUGUUCCUGAGCUGAGCCAGUGGACUAUAGUAGUUACUUCAGUGGAUGUGAUAUAUUGCAUUGGGAAAUAUAGCAGAAGAAUGUCUUAUAACUAUAUGAGGGAUAUAGUUUCAAAGUAUACAAUCUCCAUGUUUCCUAAAUUUUCAGUAAUCAAGAAAAAUGAAUAACCUCUUUCAUAUGAACAUUUGAAUGUCAUUGGAGAUUGUACGUUUUGAAUUUAAGUCUAAUUUUCUCCCUUCAAAAUUCAUUUGAUAAUGAUUAUUUUGAAAACACAUUUUCUAUUUUUUCGAUUCAGGGCUAGAAACUCGACGUAAUGCGACAUCUACCUCAAUUUUUGUGAAAUAUGGAGAUUGUACACUUUGAAACUAUAUCCCUUAUAUUUUAUUUUAUAAUCAUUAAUCUUUAGAUGCUCACCGAUUUCUGUAAGAAUACAAUAUAACUUAGAAUAUAUUGAUUAAUUAAGGGGGCAUUAAGGUUAUCUAAACAUGGUACAGAAUUGUGAUAUUAAUUAAGUAUAAUAAGGGUUUUGAAGCUAAUACUGAACAAACACUGUAACUAAUAUAUAUUUUUUAAGUAAAUAUAAAGUUAGUGCUUUUACAAA